Molecule: messenger RNA, 582 nt
Organism: Spodoptera littoralis (African cotton leafworm)
Lineage: Eukaryota; Metazoa; Arthropoda; Insecta; Lepidoptera; Noctuidae
Source: the annotation of a GenBank genome assembly
AUGUCGAAAACACCAAUUAAAUCGGACUCCAAUUGCAACUUCAUAUCUAGAGAGAUUACAACCCCUAAUAAAGAUCACCAGGGGAUGUCCAAGACAGUACAUUCUCACGUCUCUAAACUGCAUGGAUUAUUAAAUGACUGGAUUAAAAUACGGGAUAAAGGAGUGAGGUUAUGUAGAGCAAUUUCUGCGUUGAAGUUGCACGAGUGCGAUGAUGAUUAUUAUCCGAGCCAACUUAAACAGUUGAUGGAAGGUCUUCUAGACGCCUUGGACGGUUUGAAGAAUGUUGUUGAUGGUGUCAAAAUUCUGAAUAAUCAACUACAAGCUUUAGCAAAGCUGCAACCAAGUGAUGAGCCAGUCAUCAAUAGUUGGCCAGUCACCAAAAUAUCGCAAUCGGUUAUGAAAAUUUUCGAAUCCCUUGAAAAAGAGUACAGGCUGAAGCAGAUUGUUACAGAAAACGUGGCACACAGUCGUGAUGAGAAAUUGAUAGAGGUGUACGUCAGUGCGUGGGAAUUCGAAGCCUACUUCAGCCUUGAGUCCUUUGCCUACCUUUUUGCUGAAGUCGGUCUAGCCGGCGUCACGUAA